Messenger RNA from Cyphellophora attinorum, 3255 nucleotides. RefSeq lists its product as uncharacterized. The record is from RefSeq and is a predicted model, not a curated record. NCBI's taxonomy places the organism in Eukaryota, Fungi, Ascomycota, Eurotiomycetes, Chaetothyriales, Cyphellophoraceae. Bases 1 to 3255 code for a protein of 1084 amino acids. Gene Ontology annotation, molecular function: protein binding. The transcript has a single exon.
AUGUUCACUUGUUCAGCGUGCCUGCGACGCCAUUUCUCCUCCAUCUCGGCAGACCUCUCACACUCGUUAGCGUCAAAUACAACUUUACAGCCAUGGGUCCCGCCUUCGUGGAGGGCUCUAAGCCUCGCCGGCCAACGUGAUGAACGACCACGCUCCUUGCGCCGUCCCGGCCACAACUUCUUUCGCGGCGCCGCAACGCUCCGGGGCCUCAAGAAAGGCCAUCACAUUCGGGAGGCGGGGAGGGCUUCACAAAAGGGCGCACCUCCACUGACGUCGAGCAAGGCCCGCUCACCGAGUGCUGCCGCCCUCCGGAAGGAAAAGGAUCAAGCUGCUCGGGACAAGAAUGGCCGGAUGCAACUGACUGAAAAGGGGCAGACAGAACUACAAAAACAACUCGACAAAGAGGCCGAGUACCUGACCGAUCCACUUCGUCUGGCUCAGGAAGUUCAGCGGUGCCUCCGAAACGAUGAGUUCGAAAAAGCACACGAGACGGUGCUCGCAAGCGACCGACAUGGUCUCAAGCGAGGCGUUCCGCAGGGCAAAGUGCGGAACACGGUCAGCUGGAAUCAUCUGAUCGACUGGUGCAUGCACAAGAAGAGCAAUGCAAAGGCCUUGCAGAUCUACCAGGACAUGAAGAAGCGGGGCCAUGUCCCGGAUAGCCAUACGUAUCUUCUGAUUCUGCGUGGUCUCGGUGAAGGAAUUCGUUCCGUAGGGCAUUACCCACGCAGUCCCGAAGCCACGAAACAGGCGCAGGCGCGAAUCAACGCCAUGGCGAAGCAGGCGAUGGACGUGUACAGCAGCAUCUUCAGACCAAACAGCCAGGUGAAGCUCAUAACGAUGCACAGCAACGCGAUCAUCAAUGUACUGGCAAGGGCAGGCGACAUGAGUGCGAUUUGGGCUGUCGCAGGCCAGCUGCCACAAAAGGGUCCUGGCAGCCCAGAUCAUUGGACCUACACGACUAUCCUCAAUGCCAUGCAGUUGGACCUACCAAAGAACAUCGAAGACGAGGAAUCACACGUCAAUGAAGUAUCGAGAGCAAAAAUUACGCAAGUAAUCGGCGACGCGCGAGGAAUGUGGAUUGAUGUCAUCAAGAAAUGGAGCGACAUGAGUUUGGUUAUGGAUGAGAAACUCGUGUGUGCGAUGGGCCGCCUGCUGCUAAUGAGCAAGAGAAUGCCAAAUGCUCGAGAUGUGUUUUCACUCGUCAAGCAAACUAUGGGCGUCGCUAUCGAUGAUACUGUACUGGCCAGCUUGAACCAGGACCUCGACAAAGCUAGCGGUGCUAAUUCUUCAGAAAUGGAACAUCUUGCCCGAAAGCGCGAUGCCGCUUCACUCGCUAGCUCGGAACCAGCGUCGGCUGGCAGCAACGAUGCUACUCAGAUCACAUCUGCGUCUGGGGAUGCUGCGGAUGAUGCUGUAGUUGUAGACGAGUCGGACUUGUCACAGAUGUAUCUGCAGGUAUUCGAGCCGCUAUCAAUGGACUCGAAGGCCAACUCCAAGGGUGUGCACGCAUUGUAUGCAACACCUAGUAACAACACACUUUCGCUAUUGAUUGAGGCAGCUGCUCUCUUAGGGCGGCCAAAUAUCGGCAAAGCAUACUGGCAGCAUCUUACGACCAAGACGAAUCCGAUAGUACCAGAUGCCAACAACGUCAAACACUAUCUGCGGAUGCUGCGAGUGUCUCGAGCAAGUCGACAAACGCUUGAGUUAUUGCGACAGCAGUACACCGGCGAGGCAGGGGUGUACCUCAAGUCUCGAGGUGCUUUCGUCGUGGCCAUGAACACCUGUCUUCGAGACAAGUGGAAUCCCAACGUCUUCGAUAUUGCCACAAAUGUGCUUGAUCUCAUGGAACAGCACGCUGCUGCUGCCCAGCUUGCGCGAGACGAGGAGACUAAUCAGCUAGAGAUUGCUCGUCACAAUCUGCCGCCAGACACUCCCCUUCCGAUGGAACUUAGAAGACCGAUCCAACCGCUACAGGGCCUUGCUGUAGAUCCCAAGAUACUCACGAUGUACCUUGAGCUGGGCUUGUACACUACAAAAGGCAUCAACAAGAAACGUCCUCUGCAGAAGACGGAAGCCGGCGACCUCGACUUUCCUCGUGACCCGCUUCUGAACAACGCUUUGCGAGCCCUCGAACGACUGAAGCCGUACAAGGCCAGUGUACAAGACAUGCUAACAAUGUUCAUUCGGCGCCUUGAACACGACCGAAGCGAACAGGAUCUCAGCGCUUACAAACUGCGAGAGCUGAGAAAGAAGGCAGCAUAUAAGGAAAUUACCGAAAACCCCGGCGACAACCCCGAGGAGUUGCUUGCACUUCUCAACUGCAUGAUCUCGGCAUACGACCGAGUACUGGUCAUCAAUUUUCAGCUUGAAGAACAAGGGUUGGGACCGCUGGGCGAAGACGUACUGAGGGGAAUCAGGCUACAGAAAGCCAGCACAGCAGAGUAUGUGAGACGCCUGACAGCAGCACUCACCGGUUACUCGGGAACCCAGAGUCCAGGACAUGCUGAGCGUAUCCGAUUGAUAUACGACGCCAAACAGAGCGACUUGGAAGAGGAAGUCGAAGAAGAGGACCAUACAGACGGUACCCUACGUGCGCUGCAGGCGACGAAGCCGGUGGACCUCGUUGCGGGCGACAGCUAUGCUGCCGCACAGGACAAGGCCGCCGCCAAUGCGGCGUUGGCGGUGCGCAUCAGGAAGAAUGCCAGUUACAGUGGCAACUUUCAGCAAGUUGCAGAAAAGACUCGAGAGGAUGGUAGACCGUUGACACGGCGACAGCGAAAAUACGAAUUAUGGCUGGAAAAUCAAGGAAACAUGAAAGGCAAGACGAAGGGCAUGUUGAACCAGGACGCUCGAAAUGCCGAUGUCCACCAUGAUGGUCCGGUAUUUCCGGAGAUUCGUUCUCGUAUUCGCUCUAGACGCCAGGCACACGAGGCCAAAAUGGAGGACAGGGAACACAAGCUGAGAUUGGAGAUGAUGCGGACUGGGCUGAGCGAGAAAGACGUACGAGAUCGGAGAGCAGAGAAGAGGAAUCAACGGCGUAGCUCGGAUCUGGCGUGGGACGGCGGCGAAGGCAGCAUGAUCGACUGGGGAAAGGAAGACGACGCCGUUGGCGAUGGCUCGGCAGGACAAGCAGACAAGGCAACCCUGAGCUGGGAACCGCCCAGCAGAGAGCGGGUCGAGAAUUUGAUUGAGCAAUUCGGCCGUGAUGAUGAUGACCGAGGGACAGCACAUGUGGCUUCUGGUGGUCGGCAUUGA